Pneumocystis jirovecii RU7 is the source of this 1836-nucleotide messenger RNA. Its product is annotated as GTP-Rho binding exocyst subunit EXO70. The record is from RefSeq and is a predicted model, not a curated record. The transcript has 11 exons. The coding region runs from base 1 to 1836 and encodes 611 amino acids. Lineage: Eukaryota; Fungi; Ascomycota; Pneumocystomycetes; Pneumocystales; Pneumocystaceae. Gene Ontology annotation, molecular function: phosphatidylinositol-4,5-bisphosphate binding. Gene Ontology annotation, biological process: exocytosis. Gene Ontology annotation, cellular component: exocyst.
AUGCCUGUAUCUGCGGAUAUAGAUGAAGAUAAAGCAGAUCUUGGCGUUUUAGAUGAAACUUUGAGAAAAACAAGUGAAUUAACAAACAAGAUUUCGUCAAUUCUUACACAAUUGAAUCAUCGUCUAGAAAAAGUUGAAAAUACAAUUAAGCCUAUUUAUAAGACUACUUUAUUAUUAAAAAAAGAGUCAGAAAAUAUUCGAGGCACUAUUAUUGCAGUAGAAAGAACAAGACAAUAUUUUAAUAUUGUUCCAGAAGCAGAAGAUGUUAUUAAAAAAGGGCCAGAAGGAGAUUUAACAUUGUUUCUUGAUACAUUGAAAAAAACUAAUAAUAGUCUUAAUAUUCUCCGUUCAUCGAAUUUUCGAAGUUCUGAAAAGUCUAUACUUAGACUAACACAACUCUGGAAAGGUGGAUGCUUACAAUUAUAUGAGUUAUUCAAAAAUUCUUUAUUGGAUUUUUCAAUUCCUGUAGAGCCACUGUAUUAUACAACUAAAAACUUGGACUUUCCUCUUCUUCCUGAACUCCCAUGUUCAAUUCUUAUGUCUAUAUCAUCGUUUUUUUAUUCUACUUGUUUAGACUCUUUGAAGGAAAUUGAAAAAAAUUAUUGUGAUACUAGAUCUGGGUAUACUUCAGAAUCCUUAAAAUUACUAUCAAAAGCAUCUUUAAGCACUGCUGUUAAAAGAGAGAUGAAAAUGUAUGAAAAAAAUAGUAACGGAUUUGUUGUAUAUACUCAAGCAUUACUCGGGAUGCUUAAGGCUGAAUCAACGAUUGCUCAGAAUAUUUUUCCCGAGAAUUAUGGUAAUAUUUUACUAACAUUGAUUUAUUCCACUAUUGUUACAUAUUGUGAUACAAUACAGAAACUUGAUCAUCAUAUUCAUCAAAAUAUGGUUACUGAUUUCACACUUUCAUAUGAAAUUAUUGAAGAGCUUUCAAAAAUAAUAACAGUUAUUGAUUUGCAUGGUAGCGAGGGGCCUACAGUGAAUGAGUUACAUAAAAGUAUGGAAAUAAUGGGGAAAACUGGAACAUUUGCUUUGAGCGAUAUGCAUGAAAGGAUUCGCAAAAGAUGUUCAGCGAUGACUUCAAUAUCUUCGGACGGAAAUGUCUCUGAAAUAAUAACUGAGUCUGUUACUCGUUUGGUACAUAUGAAUAAUUAUCCAGAAACAGUUUCUUAUUUAAUUAUGACUAUGAAAAAUGAAGGAUGGAACAGUUUUCUAUUUGCAACAAAUCAAAAUGCGUUUCCUCCGGGAACUGAUGAAAAGGUUGUUUUCAAAAAAUUUUGUUCAGAAACAAUUGAAAUUUUAUAUUCUCAAUUAGAGCAAAAAGCACGAACUCUUACAAAGAAAACCAAUCUCUUGCCUAUUUUUCUUUUAAAUAAUCUAGCUUAUAUAGAAAAAAAUAUUAAAAAUACAGCUUUAUCAAUUGCUGUAACAUCAGAUGUCACUGAUAGAUUUGUAAAAAUAAAAAAAAGGAUUGUGAAUGAAUUUUUGGACUCAUGGAAAGGAUGUGCUGAACAGUUAUUAGACGUUACCUAUGUUAAAGGCGGAAUUACAAGCUCUACAAAACUAUCACUUGCGCCUAAAGAGCGUGACAUUAUAAAAGAAAAAUUUAAGAGUUUUAAUAACGAGUUUGAUGAACUUUUGAGUCUAUGCAAAACAUUUGUUAUUUAUGAUUCAGAACUUAAAUCUAGUUUAGUUGGAGAGGUAAAACGUAUUAUUGUUCCACUUUAUACACGAUUUUAUAAUAAAUAUUAUAAUAGCGAAUUCUCAAAACAUCAAGGAAAGUACAUUAAAUAUGAAAAAAAUGAUAUUGAUAUGAAUCUAACAUAUCUUUUUGAUUAA